AAAUUGAGAAGAUCCAGAAAGGGGAUUCAAAAAAAGACGAUGAGGAGAAUUAUUUGGAUUUAUUUUCUCAUAAGAACAUGAAGCUGAAAGAGCGGGUGCUGAUACCUGUCAAGCAGUAUCCCAAGUUCAAUUUUGUGGGGAAGAUUCUUGGACCACAAGGGAAUACAAUCAAAAGACUGCAGGAAGAGACUGGUGCAAAGAUCUCUGUGUUGGGAAAGGGCUCAAUGAGAGAUAAAGCCAAGGAGGAAGAGCUGCGCAAAGGUGGAGAUCCCAAAUAUGCCCACUUGAAUAUGGAUCUGCAUGUCUUCAUUGAAGUCUUUGGACCCCCAUGUGAGGCUUAUGCUCUUAUGGCCCAUGCCAUGGAGGAAGUUAAGAAGUUUCUAGUACCAGAUAUGAUGGAUGAUAUCUGCCAGGAGCAAUUUCUAGAGCUGUCCUACUUGAAUGGAGUACCUGAGCCCUCUCGUGGACGUGGGGUGCCAGUGAGAGGCCGGGGAGCUGCACCUCCGCCUCCACCUGUUCCCAGGGGCCGUGGUGUUGGACCACCUCGGGGGGCUUUGGUGCGUGGUACACCAGUGAGAGGAGCCAUCACCAGAGGUGCCACUGUGACUCGAGGAGUGCCACCCCCACCUACUGUGAGGGGUGCUCCAACACCAAGAGCACGGACAGCAGGCAUCCAGAGAAUACCUUUGCCUCCACCCCCUGCACCAGAAACAUAUGAAGAAUAUGGAUAUGAUGAUACAUAUGCAGAACAGAGUUAUGAAGGCUACGAAGGUUAUUACAGCCAGAGCCAAGGGGACUCAGAAUAUUAUGACUAUGGACAUGGGGAGGUUCAAGAUUCUUAUGAAGCUUAUGGCCAAGAUGACUGGAAUGGGACCAGGCCGUCGCUGAAGGCCCCUCCAGCUAGGCCAGUGAAAGGAGCAUACAGAGAGCACCCAUAUGGACGUUAUUAAAAACAAACAUGAGGGGAAAAUAUCAGUUAUGAGCAAAGUUGUUACUGAUUUCUUGUAUCUCCCAGGAUUCCUGUUGCUUUACCCACAACAGACAAGUAAUUGUCUAAGUGUUUUUCUUCGUGGUCCCCUUCUUCUCCCCACCUUACUCCAUUCUUAACUCUGCAUUCUGGCUUCUGUAUGUAGUAUUUUUAAAUGAGUUAAAAUAGAUUUAGGAAUAUCGAAUUAAUUUUUUAAGUGUGUAGAUGCUUUUUUUCUUUGUUGUUUAAAUAUAAACAGAAGUGUACCUUUUAUAAUAAAAAGAAGUUGAGUAAAAAAAAAAAAAACCACAAACCUGUUAGUUUCAAAAGUGACAUUGCUUGCUUAAAGGUUCUGAAGUAAAAGCUUGUUAACUUUCUCUUAGGUUUGAUUUGAGGCAUCCCGUAAAGUUGUAGUUGCAGAAUCCCAAACUAGGCUACAUUUCAAAAUUCAGGGCUAUUUAAGAUUUAAAAUCACAAACUUUAACGGCAGUAAGUGCCACCAUGUAAAAGUGAGCUCAGAUGUCUCUAAAAUGUUUCCUUUAAAAGCACAUGGCGGUUGAAUCUUAAGGUUAAAUUUUAAUAUGAAAGAUCCUCAUGAGUUAAAUAGUUGAUGCAAUUUUUAGUGUUAAUUGACUUUAAAAAACAACAAAAUUAGCUUUGUAAAACUGACUUUUUCAUCAUGUGGGUUUUGAAAUCUAGCCCCAGACAUACAGUGUUGAGAGAUACUUAGUGGGGGGAGUAAGUUCUGAAGAGGUUGAUUGGGGGAGGGGGGCUGGCCACCUGAAUUGAAUUUGAUGCAGAGCUUUUUAGCCUCAAACAAUCUUUCAGUAAUAGUAGUAGUAAUUAAAAUUUCAGUAUUUAAAAAGACAGAGUAUUUUGUCCAUCUGAGGUUCUGCACUCCAUGAAAAGCUCACUUGGACACUGGGGCCAAAAGCUAAUGAUUUUAAGUUGACGGUUGUCAAUUAAACUGUUCCCAAGGUAGUCAGUCAAGUAUGUCUCAACACUAGCAUGAUAUAAAAAGGGACACUGCAGCUGAAUGAAAAAGGAAUCAAAAUCCACUUUGUACAUAAGUUAAAGUCCUAAUUGGAUUUGUACCGUCCUCCCAUUUUGUUCUUGGAAGAUUAAAUGCUACAUGUGUAAGUCUGCCUAAAUAGGUAGCUUAAACUUAUGUCAAAAUGUCUGCAGCAGUUUGUCAAUAAAGUUUAGUCCUUUUAUAAUCAAAGUAAA
Molecule: messenger RNA, 2194 nt
Organism: Galeopterus variegatus (Sunda flying lemur)
Lineage: Eukaryota; Metazoa; Chordata; Mammalia; Dermoptera; Cynocephalidae
Product: KH domain-containing, RNA-binding, signal transduction-associated protein 1
Exons: 8
Biological process (GO): regulation of alternative mRNA splicing, via spliceosome
Cellular component (GO): nucleus
Molecular function (GO): poly(A) binding; mRNA binding
Source: RefSeq, a predicted model, not a curated record